Ordospora colligata OC4 is the source of this 750-nucleotide messenger RNA. RefSeq names its product phosphotyrosyl phosphatase activator. Bases 1 to 750 code for a protein of 249 amino acids. Gene Ontology annotation, biological process: mitotic spindle organization. Gene Ontology annotation, molecular function: peptidyl-prolyl cis-trans isomerase activity; protein tyrosine phosphatase activator activity. The record is from RefSeq and is a predicted model, not a curated record. Gene Ontology annotation, cellular component: protein phosphatase type 2A complex; cytoplasm; nucleus. Lineage: Eukaryota; Fungi; Microsporidia; Ordosporidae. The transcript has a single exon.
AUGGAUGAUAUAAUGUUUCCAGAAACAGAUGCAUAUGCAAGAAUCUAUGAGUUCAUCCUGUCAAUAGAUGAAUGCAUUAAAACAUCCACUCAGAAAAUAGAUGAAACACAGAUGCAAAUACUCAUAGACAUAUCUGCGAUAAUAAACGAUACAGAAAAGAGUCUUACACCUCAUAGAUAUGCGAACCUGGCAGCAAAGACAGUAUUCGAUACAAUAUGUAAGAAGUACGAGGAUAAGUAUUUACAGAAUUCAUUUGGAAACUCCACAAGACUCGACUAUGGAACAGGGCAUGAGUUGAACUAUCUUUGCUACUUGUACACAAAGUACUUUUACAAGGAGAUAGAUAUUGAGUGCAUAUUCACUACGCUGAUCAAGUACUUUGAGGUCAUUCGAGAGUUUGUGAAGAAAUUCAACCUAGAGCCUGCAGGUAGCCAUGGCGUGUGGGGACUUGAUGACUAUCAGUUUCUUCCAUUUCUAUUUGGGUCUUCUGAGCUUGUCUGCCAAAAAAUCAAGUCUAAUGAACCUGAUAUGCUUAAUAGUACAAGAUGUUAUUACGAAGCAGUGGCAAAUAAGCUUGGAGGUGCAUCACAGAUCCUCAAAAGCAUCACAGGAAAGGACUUGGCAGUCAUCAAUAGAGGAAUGAUCAAGAUGUAUGAUGAUCAUGUGCUACGAAGAGAUGUCGUAACACAACACUUUAUUUAUGGCGCUUGUCUACAGAGCAAGAGACACUCUCAGGAAACACUUUAUUAA